Molecule: messenger RNA, 544 nt
Organism: Nannochloropsis gaditana CCMP526
Product: cyclin-dependent kinase d1 2
Exons: 1
Biological process (GO): protein phosphorylation
Cellular component (GO): nucleus
Molecular function (GO): ATP binding; cyclin-dependent protein serine/threonine kinase activity
Source: RefSeq, a predicted model, not a curated record
CAGGCCGCACCUUCUAGGGCCAUGCCGGGCGUCCUCAUGCCCGCCGACGGACUUGCUGGUGAGUUUGUUGGGACAAAGGGAGAAACUUACCAACGCCCCGUGAUCAGCCGGGGCCGGCCGACGUCUCGUUUUGACCAGUUGGGUAGGAUUGGCGAAGGGAGAUUUGGAGACGUCUACAUUGGCGCCGAUCGGUCGACAGGCAAAGUCGUGGCAAUCAAAGAAGUGCGACUUCCCAAUCUUGAAAGAAAUGGUCUGCCGAAGGCUGCUUUGCGGGAGCUGCGGGCUCUGCAGCACCUUGAGGGACACCAGCACGUCGUUCGCCUCCUGGAUGCUUUCCCACGAGGAGGAUCUCUGGCGCUUGUCCUGGAAUACAUGCCUAGCGACUUGGAAGUGAUGUUUCGGACGCGGAGGUCCGUUUUCCCGGAGAGCCAAAUCAAGUCCUACAUGUGGAUGCUGCUUCAAGGCCUUUCCUACCUCCAUGCCCGGCGCAUAUUACACCGAGACUUGAAACCAUCCAAUAUCUUGCUGUCUGCCCGUGGAGUCA